UUUUAUUUUGUGGAACAUGCACUGAGAACUAGUUAUCGCCCACAAUAUGAGCCAAUACAGAGAAUUGGUAAAUUAAUGCUGAAAACCAAUUAAUUCUCAAGGAGAUAAUAAGCAUCGCCAACAUUGAGCAUUAAGGUGUAUAAUAAAAACAAACUUUGACAUAAAUGGUAGAACAGGAGCCUAAUGAAGAGCGAUUAAUUGACAUGGUAUUUACAAGUAAAAUCGCAUCAAAUCUACUAACUUAUUCAGUACUUUAGACUGUGGCUAGCUUUGUUUACCUACCAUAGGUAGCCAUAUUUAAUUUGGAUACUAUAGCAACGUGAGUUUGCACAUGACCAAACGACACUGUGAAGAGGUGUAUUUCAGACAUUGAUUUGCAGUGCUAUUGACAACACAAUAAAUUACAAAAUUUUUGGGCUAAUUAAGUAGUCUUUCUCAAUUGUUAAUGUAAAGUAUCAGAAAUGCUGUUAAAAGGGAUCCCAAAGUGCUUUUAUAAGUAAACUCACCUGAAUGAUAUACCUUAUUACACGAAAUUAACGCUGUGUGGUUAUUAACGCGGUUGACUUCCAACCGCGUUAAUAAAAACCGCCCUUAAUUUCUGGUCUGUGUUAAUUAAACUGCCCUUAAUUUCUGGUCCGUGUUAAUUAAACCACCCUUAAUUUGUAAUCUAAAAAAAAAACGAAAAAAAAUUCAAAACUGCCUAGUGUACACAUACAUUAUCAUUUUCGCGCAUCGAUUAAAUUUCAAGGCUAUUUCUCGCAGAGGUAUGUUAUCCUGAAAAGAACAAGAUGGAUACUAGAUUUUAAUAAAUUUACAACGAAAAGAAAUACUAAUCAUAACUAAUGAGUAAUCAUACAUUCAUCGUCACUACAGUUUUCAGCAGCUUCUUCGCAAUUGCUUUCUUCAUUGUCACUUUCCACUUCCUCAUUGUUAUCUGAAUAUGCGAUUUCAUGGCCAACAAGUUCUUCCAAGAUAGCUUUGGAGCUGUCGACAUAAUCCAAAUACAUUGGAUAUUAAACUUCUGCAACUUUUGCUGUGUAAUUCGAAAGUUUUUGUUUGUUCAGCCAUCUUACUUCCAUUUUGAUUUGUAUUUCAAGCCCACCCUAAAGUAUGGGGAUGGCCUCUGUUUUGCAUCAUUAACAAAAGCUUUGAAUUUCGCUCCUCCUGCCAAAGCAUACCAAGUAUAACGGGAAAGUUCUCUAGGAAUAUUUCUAACAAUUAUAUCUCCUAAUCGACCUCUCAAGAGCGCUUGUCCAGCCACUGCAAACUUGUACUCAUUAUUGUGUUCACGCUUAAAAGAUAUUUUUUGCCCAACAUACGGCUCCCAAUUAACAGUGUUGCAGUAAACAUGAAAACCUCUGAGUGCAGUAAAAAAUUCAAAAUGUGUAUCUGCCAUAACUUCAAUCAAAGUAGAUUUGAAGUUGUCUAUGUUGAAACCGUAUCGUGCCAAAGUGAUGGUCGAGGCGUACAAGUUCCUCAUAUCAAAGAAAGGAGUUAGUAUUAUAGAAAAUGGUUGGCAAAGUGCUGGUAUUACCGCUGCCGUUGAAAAUACUCGGGAAGUGGAUACAAAUUAUAUUCAUUUGAUCCCAUUCGAUGCUAUGAAGUAGACAUUUCUACUAACUUUUACAUUGAAUUGUUGUUGAAUAAAAAAUGUUUAGUCACAUGAAAAUUGUCAAAACUUGUCUCUAACCGCGUUAAUUUCCACACACUUAAACUAGGUCUUCUCAAGCAAUCGCGUUAAUUAAUGACCUGUUUUUUUUAACCGUGUUAACCACACAGCGUUAAUUUCGUGUAAUAAGGUAUUCACUUUUUUAAAAAACUUCAUGCGAGUCCUGACAAAUAUACAUAUUUUUUUUUGCUUAACCAGGAUCUUGGCAAUCUUUGACCUUCUCUUCCCGUUAAAAAUAAGAAAUCUGUAUAACGUUUUUAUGAACAAUUUUUUUUGAAAGGAAAAAAUAUUGACCAAAAAAUAAAUAAAUACAAUGUAUUGACAACCUUUUGGGUGUUCAUACACCCGUCUUACACAGAAAAAAAUAAAUGUACAUGAUUUAUAUUUUAAAACACUUAUUUGAGAUGCAAGUUGCAAAAUUUACUAAACAUUCAAUAUGCCACACAUCAAAAAAGUUAAACUGAGGGUGGAGGAGGGGGUGAAACACCCCCCUUCAAACCACGAAUAGGGUUAAGGGCAGUUGCAGCCUUUAUAAUUUAAGAUAGUAUUUAGCAUUUGACAACGUAUAAAACAACAUAUUUUUAACACACACAACAUCAGUAAUUAUGUGCCUUGGGAAAAUGCAAAUAAGAAGUUCCUGUGCGAUAAUAAGUCUGUAAUAAAAAGACAAAGAUAUUACAACAAAAUAAAGCAAUUGUAUGUUCAUAACAUAGUUCAGUUGCUUCCCACGUCAAUGCACAAACAAACUCUUAGUGAAAAAUUGAUUGACUUUUUUUUGCGCUUUAACUACAUUAUUAAAAAAAAUUUAGUGACAAGAAAUACAAAUAUUUACAAGCGAUAUCUGGGGUUACUUAAACUUAACAAAAAGUGGAUAUGUCAUUGGGAAUUUUUCAUGGAAAUCUUUGUAAGUCCAACUUUUAAAAGUACCUUUGGAUCCCUUUAUUCUUGGAGGAAAAUAAAAUUGAUUCUUCCUCUUACAAAAGCUGCAAAUGUAUCGGAGCAAAUUACUAAAUCAAAUCCACCAAUAAACACAAAAUAUUUUUGCAGAGCAAAAAUUAAAACGACCAAAGAAAACAAAGCAAGCACUGUCACAUCUUCUUUACAAGAGUGCAAUCGCAAGGGAGAGUUCAGAAUCAUGAGUCAAGGUCCAGUUCCAGGUAAAAUCUUUAUUGGUGGUAUGCCAUAUAGCAUGGAUGAAGAGUCUUUAAAACAAGCUUUUGAAAAAUACGGUGUUGUCACAGAUUCAUUCAUUGUCAGAGAAAGGGAAGAUGAAAACGGUGUUAAGAAGUCCAAAGGCUAUGGUUUUAUUUCAUUUGAAGAUCCUAAAGCAGCAGAAGAAGCUAUCAAUGGAAUGCACCAGUCAAUGUUAGAGGGUCGAAAAAUCACUGUUAACUAUGCUACAAAGCCAACAAACAGUAGUGGUGGCGGAGGUGGUCCUGGAAGAGGUGGGGGUAGAGGUGGCUAUGGAGGACGAGGUCGUGGUAGAGGAGGCUAUGGUGGCGGAUAUGGUGGUGGUUACGGUGGUGGUGGUGGUUACGGUGGUGGUGGUGGUGGUUAUGGUGGCGGUGGAUAUGGAGGAAACGUCAAUGGAGGCGGUUAUGGUGGUGGUGGUGGUGGUGGUGGGUAUGGAGGACCUGGCCAAAACUACUCACAAGGACAGUAUGGGCAACCAGCAGGAUAUGCUCCUCCUGCCCCAAGUUAUGGGCAAAGCUCUCAAGGAUAUAAUCAAGGAGCACAAAGUUAUGGUGGGCAACAAAGUCAAGGCUACAGUGGACAACAAAGCCAAGGUUACGGUGGACAACAGCCUGCACAAGGGGGUUACAGUCAACAUGGUGGACAGUCGUAUGCAGCACCAGCAGCAUCUACAGGAUAUAGUCAACCAACAUCCUACAGUGCAGCACCACAAACUGCUGCUUCCGACUACAGCGCUACUUCCUAUGCACCAGCACAACAAUCCUACAGUCAACAGCCUGCUGCUGCUGCUGCUGCUGGAAGUUAUUCUUCUGCCAAUUAUUCGCAAACAGCAUCAACAUAUGGAACAGCUGCAGGUGCCGCAUAUGGUGGGGCGCCGUCAGCAGGCUCGUAUGGGUCUACAGGUGGAUAUGGCUCCACUGGACAGUAAAUUAGGUUUACAGUUGGCACUAUUAAAGUAUCUCGUCUGAUUUCGUGUCUGGAAAUGUCUGAUAGUCUGGAGUUAUCUGAAACUGUCUGGAAUUAUCUGAAACAGUCUGAAGUCUGAGAUUUUAUUUUGGUUUCUUGUACCCUACAAGCUGUUUGAGUUCUGGCUGUAUAUAUUGUUUUAUCCUCCUGAAAAGAUGCCUGAUUUGAUUUUUCAAGUUUGUUAACUAAUAUUUUUUUAAAUAAUUUCCUCUGCUCUGAACGGAAAUUCUGCUUGUGUGACAAUACCACUACUGCUAUAAAAAGUUAAGCUCGACUUGGAUAAGUUUACAGGGGCUUGUGUCAGAACAAAGAUAAUUUUAGCUACUAUCAGCAGCGACAAAAGAUGCCAACUUACCAUAUGGAGCUGUCUACAUGGGAGAAAUUUAUUCACGUGGAGGCUUUAAAUGCUGUCAAGAGAUGUAAUUUUAUUUUGUACAUUGUAUCUUCUUUAUUUUAUGAACAAGAAGUUGGAAUCAGAUACAA
Messenger RNA from Hydractinia symbiolongicarpus, 4312 nucleotides. RefSeq lists its product as uncharacterized. Gene Ontology annotation, molecular function: RNA binding. Bases 2403 to 3791 code for a protein of 462 amino acids. Lineage: Eukaryota; Metazoa; Cnidaria; Hydrozoa; Anthoathecata; Hydractiniidae. The transcript is spliced from 5 exons. The record is from RefSeq and is a predicted model, not a curated record.